GGAUGAAGAAAACGGAAGAGAUAUUGGAAAACAAAAUCAAAUCCAAAACCAAAGCUUGAGGACGGCAACGCAACCCAAUGGAGCCCCAGAUUUAAAGCCCACCGAGAGGAGGCGGCGUCGCUGACACCCGCAGUCCUAUAUCCCCAAUCCCAUCAUUUACCCGCUUACCAUGCGGCGAGGCAGAGUCUCAACAACUACAAGACCCAGCGCAGAUCCGCCGGCCCUCCAAUCAGCAGCCAACGAAAUCAGAUACCGAGGAGUCCGCAAACGUCCCUGGGGCCGAUUUGCAGCUGAGAUCAGAGACCCAUUGAAGAAAACCCGCGUCUGGCUUGGCACUUUCGAUUCCGCCGAAGAUGCGGCUCGCGCCUACGAUGCUGCCGCUCGCUCCCUUCGCGGCCCCAAGGCCAAGACCAAUUUCCCUUUAAUCUCUCCCUAUCCACCGCAUCAGAUCCCCGAUCAGUCGAUUUCAAAGUUUGAAUCUGUCCAUGUUAACCGGCCGACGUCGAGCAGCUUGAGUUCCACCGUAGAAUCGUUCAGUGGACCCAGGGUUUCGAAGCCCAGUCCUGUGGCGGCAUCCCGAGUCACUCCGAGGCGGCCAUUGCAGCCUGAUGAUUGCCGUAGUGAUUGUGAUUCUUCCUCUUCUGUUGUGGACGAUGAUGAUUGUUGCAUCAUCUCUUCUUCGUUCCGUAAGGCCUUGCCCUUUGAUCUGAACCUGCCGCCUCCGAUGGAGGAUCUAGAUUUUCCUGGUGAUGAUCUCCACGAGACGGCUUUGUGCCUCUGAUUGUUGGACAUGGAUUUUAAUUAUCUCCCUUUUUAGUUGAAUUCCGUUCAAAUCCUUUGUUUCUCUUUUCUCGGAUGGAAUUUUCAUGGGAAAAUGAUAAAAAAAAAAAUGGAAAAGAAGGAAACUUUGUGGGUUGAUGGAGAGGGUUUGGUUGCAAUUUGCACCUUGCUAUACUAUAUUAUAUUAGAUUUGUUAUGUUGGUCGAUUUUGCAAUCUGGGUUUCUUCAACCUGAGGAGCUUUGAUUUUAUUGUUUGUGGAAGGUAUAUAUGAUCUGGGGUUGCAUCUCCAGAUCUGGUCAUGGUUUCCCCUCUCUUUUCUCAUUUUCCUUUGUACAAAGUAUUCUGUGAGUUAAAACAAUAAUAAAUAGUUUUAGAAUUG
Messenger RNA from Rubroshorea leprosula, 1160 nucleotides. The record is from the annotation of a GenBank genome assembly. NCBI's taxonomy places the organism in Eukaryota, Viridiplantae, Streptophyta, Magnoliopsida, Malvales, Dipterocarpaceae.